Messenger RNA from Hansenula ciferrii, 723 nucleotides. It is a transcript of the gene DST1, whose product is annotated as transcription elongation factor DST1. The record is from RefSeq and is a predicted model, not a curated record. Gene Ontology annotation, biological process: transcription antitermination; regulation of mRNA 3'-end processing; DNA-templated transcription. The transcript has a single exon. The coding region runs from base 1 to 723 and encodes 240 amino acids. Gene Ontology annotation, molecular function: RNA polymerase II transcription regulatory region sequence-specific DNA binding; zinc ion binding. Gene Ontology annotation, cellular component: nucleus. NCBI's taxonomy places the organism in Eukaryota, Fungi, Ascomycota, Saccharomycetes, Phaffomycetales, Wickerhamomycetaceae.
AUGAAAACAAUUAGACAAUGGAAAGAAGAAGUUCAACGUCAAAAGAAAUCAAGUCCUGCUGCUGCUUCUUCUACAUCUGCUAGUAAUGGUAAUGGUUCAUCAAAUAACAACAACAACUCAUCAACUCCAACAAAUACCACAAAUGUUGUUGGUCAACAAAAAAAAUUUGUUGCUAAUGGUCCAAGAAAUGCUAAAAAUGAUGGUGUUAAAACUGAUUUAUAUGAAAAUAGAACAAGAAAUGGGGUAAUACAGGCUCUUUAUAAUGGUUUAUGUAUUGAUUCUGAACAUCCUCCAAAUGUUUUAUUAAAAUUAGCAAAAGAAAUUGAAGCUGAAGUUUUCCAUGCUGAAAAAUUUGAUACAAGUUCAAAUACCAAGUAUGCUCAAAGAUUAAGAAGUUUAACUUCAAAUUUAAGACAAAAAAAUAAUCCUGAAUUAAGAAAUAAAAUUAAUAAUGGUGAUUUAUUACCAAAAGUUUUCAUAAAUAUGAGUCCAAGAGAAAUGGCACCUGAAUCAUUGAAAAAGGAAUUAGAAGAAAUUAAAAAGAAAAAUUUAUUUAAUGCUCAAGGUGCAACUCAAGAAAGAGCUGUUACUGAUAGAUUUACUUGUGGUAAAUGUAAAGAAAAGAAAGUUAGUUAUUAUCAACUGCAAACAAGAUCUGCUGAUGAACCUUUAACAACUUUUUGUACUUGUGAAAAUUGUGGUAAUAGAUGGAAAUUUUCAUGA